AUGAGCUCCAUUGAAAGGUUCAUAUCGCAGCCGCCGUUCAUUAUCCAGUCAUCGCUGGCGCAGCUGAGAUAUCUUAUCCUCAGCGAGGGCAUUCAGGCUUCCAAUGAUAAGCAGCUACAAAGGUUGAGAUGCUACGUGUGGUCGGUGCUAUCGAGAACGUCGAUGGAAAGAUCGACUCAGAUCUAUCUAUCGUUCCUUCAACUAGGGCCUGCGCCGCAGCCAAUUUUACAAAAGAUAAAGAAUGACACGUUUAGAACGUUACAGACCGAUCCUAAAUUCAUAACGGUUGUGUCUGAGGAGUCGCUAGUGAGAUGCCUGUCUUGCUUUGCGUGGCAAAGUUUGCAGAUGCAACGGAACGGAUCUGAUAGCAAGAUUCAUCAAGUUAGCACCUAUGUCCAGGGUAUGAAUGUACUAGUGGCGCCGCUACUGUACUCCAGUCCCUCUGAACCGAUGGCAUUCCAGCUUUUCUCCAAGCUCUGUUACACCAUUAUACCGACCUAUCUGGACAAUAACCUCACGGGCGUUCAUAAUGGAGCUAAGCUACUUGAUAUCUGUCUCAAGAUCAUCGAUCCGAAACUGAGCAAGUUUCUCAGUGAUAACCUGCUCACAGCGGAGAUUUACGGCAUACCGUCAAUUUUGACGCUGUCCAGUUGCAACAGACCCCUUGAUCAGGUUUGCAAGCUGUGGGACUUUAUGUUUGCCUACGGAUUCCAUAUGAAUAUCCUCUUUGUCGUUGCGUUGUUGGUUACUGUACGAACGAAGAUUCUGAAGUCCGAGUCGCCCAUGAACCUGUUGACGCGGCAAUUGCCAGAAUUCGACGCCGAUGAGAUAAUUAAGCUUGGUGUUGGGUUUGUUGCCAAGAUUCCUUCUGAGUAUUACAAUCUACUAGUGCAGCAUCUGACCGAGCCAAAUUUGACGAUUCCCUACGAUGAUGACUAG
Torulaspora globosa is the source of this 939-nucleotide messenger RNA. RefSeq names its product Bub2p (gene BUB2). Bases 1 to 939 code for a protein of 312 amino acids. The record is from RefSeq and is a predicted model, not a curated record. Gene Ontology annotation, molecular function: GTPase activator activity. Gene Ontology annotation, cellular component: mitotic spindle pole body. Gene Ontology annotation, biological process: activation of GTPase activity; negative regulation of septation initiation signaling. The transcript has a single exon. Lineage: Eukaryota; Fungi; Ascomycota; Saccharomycetes; Saccharomycetales; Saccharomycetaceae.